AAGUAAAUAUUUUUAAAACAUUGCCAAACAAAUUGGCCAACGUACUAGUUCAAAGUUAAAAAUUGAAACAUGAUCGAAUUGACAUUGAUGUUGAUAUUAAUAUUAUUGAAACAUUAUAUUGCAGUUGUUUCCCUAUAAAGUGUUGAUCAUGCAUUUGCGAUGGAGCGUAUCAAUUAAUUAAAUUAAAUCAAUCUAGUCCAUAAAAUCCCUCUCCCUCUUGUCUUCUACGCUGAACUGCUCUCUGCAUUUUAUAGGAAGUGUUUUUUUUUGUCGUUAGUUGGUUCAGUUUUCAUGGAUUCUGGACUUGUUCUAUUGUCCCAUGCUUGUUCAGUCACAACUGGUGGAAAUCUCUGCUGGAAUAUACAUUCCGCCAACAAUAUUUACUAUGCAAUGAACUUUUCAUAUGCCUUUAUUGAGAUGGAAGAGACAUCCAUUGCUCGCAACAAUGGUCAUGAUAGUUUCUUUGGCAUUUAUAUUGCCAGUUACAUCAUUCCUUCACGUGCAGGUGGAAAUCUAGGCCUGAGUAGACAUUCCACCAAGAAUCUUCACUGUGCAAGUUCUUGGGCAUCAAAGAGUCCACAAUACAAAAGGAAAACUCAAAUAGAAUGUAAUCUUUUGAGUUUUCAACAACAAAGUUUGAAGCAACGUUAUAAAUGCAUCGAAGGAAAGUGUGCUUAUGAGGAACGCAACAAAAAAUACUUUGUGAAAGCAAUCUCUAAUCCAUCUUUUGAUUCCGAACAUAAUGUUUCCCAUCCCAAAAAUUUGGACACUAUCAAAAAUUUAUUGGCUAUUUUAUACAAGUUUUGCUAUCCAUAUGCAAUGAUUGGCUUAGCAUUAAACAUAAUUUCGUCCUCUCUUUUUACGGUGGAGAAUUUGUCAAAUAUUUCUCCAUUAUUUUUUAUUGGUGUGUUGCAGGUUGUGAUACCUCACAUGUUUAUCACAAUUUAUAUUAAUGGUGUGAAUCAGUUGUUUGAUGUUGAAAUAGACAAGAUGAACAAAUCAUAUCUUCCAUUAGCAUCUGGACAAUUAUCCUUUAAAAAUGGUGUUAUUGUUGCUGCAUCAUUUUUAACUCUGAGUUUUUGCCUUAGUUGGAUUAUAGGUUCUUGGUCAUUGAUUUGGGGUCUUGUAGUGGGCUCUUCAAUAUGGACAGCUUAUUCAAUCAAUGUACCCUUCUUGAGAUGGAAAAGACAUCCGUUGCUGGCAAUGAUGUGCACGGUUGCUUCUCAAGCAUUCAUAUUGCCUAUUGUAACUUUCCUCCACAUGCAAACUUUUCUAUUCAAGAGAUCAAUUGUCUUUCCAAGAUCAUUGAUUUUUGGCAUUGUAUUCUUAAGCUUAUAUGCUGUGGGUAUGGCAUUGGUCAAGGAUAUAUCUGAUGUUGAAGGAGAUAAAACACAUGGUAUUGAUACUUUUUCAAUACGUUUGGGUCAAAAACAGGUAUUAUGGAUUUCUGUUUCCUUUUUUGAAAUGGCUUUUGGAGUUGGUCUACUAGCGGGAACAACAUCUUCUUACCUUUGGAGUAAAAUUAUUAUGGGUCUAGGACAUGCUGCUCUAGGUUCAAUUAUUUGGUACAAGGCCAAAUGUAUAGAUUUGGAAAGUAAAGCUUCCAUCAAAUCCUUUUAUGUGUUGACCUGGCAGCUGAUGAACGUUGCAUACUUCCUCGUGGCUUUAAUUCGAUAAGAAAGUCAAUAAAAAUUAAAACAAUGAUCAUAACAUAUAUACAAUAAAAUAAAAAGGGAUGUGCUUUGUAUCUAAUAAAAUUUAUUAAAACAAUGAAAACCACGUAGAUAUAUAUGUUCCUGGGAUAUUAAUUAUUGUAUCAUUAAAUUUUGUCUUUAAUUGUGUGAAAACUUUAUAUAUACACACUGAUAUUGAU
Cajanus cajan (pigeon pea) is the source of this 1873-nucleotide messenger RNA. Lineage: Eukaryota; Viridiplantae; Streptophyta; Magnoliopsida; Fabales; Fabaceae. The record is from RefSeq and is a predicted model, not a curated record.